This is a messenger RNA of Triticum aestivum (bread wheat), 1319 nucleotides long. RefSeq names its product GDSL esterase/lipase At1g28600. The record is from RefSeq and is a predicted model, not a curated record. NCBI's taxonomy places the organism in Eukaryota, Viridiplantae, Streptophyta, Magnoliopsida, Poales, Poaceae. The transcript has 4 exons. The coding region runs from base 54 to 1166 and encodes 370 amino acids. Gene Ontology annotation, molecular function: hydrolase activity, acting on ester bonds.
UAAUACUAGUAUUACGAAGUCAGAACUCAGAGCACACUUGGUCGAGAGGGACGAUGGCGCCCCUAGCUUCACGUCUCUUCCUAGUGGUGCUGGCGCUUGUUCGGGCCUUCUCCGCUACCGCGAAGCCGCACUACACCGGCGUUUUAAGCUUCGGCGACUCGCUUGCCGACACCGGGAACGAGCUCGCGCGCACCGGCGGCGGGCUUGCCAGCGUGCCGCCGUACGGCGAGACCUUCUUCGGCCACCCCACCGGCCGUGCGUCCGACGGCCGGGUCGUCCUCGACUUCAUAGUUGAGGCGCUGGGGAUGCCAUCGCCGAAGCCGUAUUUCGCCGGCAAGACCGCGGCGGACUUCCGGCGGGGCGUCAACUUCGCGUACGGUGGGUCGACGGCGCUUGGCCCGGAGUUCUUCCUGAGCAGAGGGCUUAGGUCGUUCGUGCCCGUCUCGCUCGCAAACCAGACCGCCUGGUUCAAGAAUGUUGUACAGCUAGCCGGCUCAGAACAAGAGCAGAGGAAGCUGACGGCGACGAUGCUGGUCAUGAUGGGAGAAAUGGGAAUCAACGACUACCUCGUCGCCAUCACCGGAAAGCUCAGCGACGGUGAGAUCCGGACCUUCGUGCCGCACAUCGUCCGCGCCAUCCGUGAUGUCGUGACCGAUGUGAUCGGUGCGGGAGCAAAAACGGUGGUGGUCCGGGGGAUGAUACCGCUGGGUUGCCAACCGCAGAUGCUAGCCCUCUUCGAGGGCACCGGCGCCGCCUACAGCCGUGCGACCGGCUGCCUGACGCGGCUCAACGACCUCGCCAGGCUGCACAACCGCGCGCUGAUGCGCAUGGUCCUUGACCUCCGGCGUGCCCACCGCGGCACGGCCAUCCUCUACGCGGACCAGUACGACCCCGUCGCCGCCAUCGUCCUCUCGCCCCGCAAGUACGGGUUCGGGGACAGGCCGCUGGCGGCGUGCUGCGGGAGGAGCGGCACCUACAACUUCGACUCCAACUACGCCACCUUCUGCGGCGUGGCCGGGGCGACGACGUGCACCAACCCCUCCAAAUACGUCUCGUGGGACGGGAUACACAUGACCGACGCCGCUAACUGGCAUGUCGCCGGCGCCGUGCUCAGGUCCACCAUGUUGCGCCAAACGCCACCUACGGCAGACCUCGCCUCCAGCUAGCUAUAUUAUGUUGGCAAUGCCCUUGCUCGGUGUAUGUUAUGGGAAUUGCACGAUGUAUUGCUCUUCGUGCAUAGGCACGUAUAUAUAUGAUGUACAAAGAUGGGUCACGGACCUCAAUUAUAUAAGGAACUAGGAGGCAGACCCAAUACACAA